AUGGACCAGGCCAGAAAGCGCCAGAAAGUUUCAUCUGCCUGUCAGCGAUGUCGUCAACGCAAGCUAGGGUGCGACCAACAACGCCCUUGCCAGUUAUGUCUCCGAGCCGGCGUAACGUGUGUCCCGCGCGGGCAGCCAGUGGCUCGAGCAUCCCCAACGAUACCAAUCGUUGCGCCGGCUGGGCAGAGGAGAAGUUACGGUGAAGAACGAGCUGCUCCCGUCCGUCUGAACGAUCGAGAUACUGCAGUUCUUCCAGAGCUUAACAUUAUAUUUUCGCGCGAUGAGCAACAUCAGGCACUGGAGUACGACACCUCCGCCUUGCCUGGAGGCAGGAAGACCUACAGCCCUCUCUUCUCCAGCCCGAUGCCAUGGAGAGAUGCAAUUGGUACAGAGCUGCCUGACCGGCAAGUCCUGGAUGAACUUGUUACCCGGUUCUUCGACUCAGUAGAUUGGUUUAUGAUGGUAUACUCUGUUCUCAUUUGUGUAGCGGUCUGCUUCAUUGUCGAUUCCGUUGGCCUAAUGCGAUUACGUCAGGUAUUCCACGAAGGGAGCUUCCGACAUCGAUACGAGAGUCUCAUUGCUUCAGUGCAUGUUGCUGCACCCGAUAGCAAUUUCCUGUGGCUUGUGUUGUUAGUCCUCGCUCUGGGCGCUCACUACUCGUCCCUUUCCGAGCCCCUGGGUGAAAACCUCCAGAGCCUAUCAGUCUUAUACGAGAAGCUCCUCACCCAGAUUGAAUACAGAUUCUUACAGAUUAUUGGGUGUCCAAAUGUGGAAGCUGUGCAGGUUUGCGUGCUCCUAGGAAGCUUUCACUUGUUCAAUGGUCGUCCGACUGUUGGUAUGGGCGUGUUAGGCAGUGGCAUUAAAAUUGCACAGGUCAUUGGAUUACAUCGUGAAUCAAUGUGGCACAACCUUUCUGAAGUCGCGCGAGAGUCGAGACGACGGUCAUGGUGGGCCUUGGAAGUUUUCGACAAGUAUGCCGCUGUGGCCUUCGGCAGGCCGUGUAGUAUAGACGACUCUGAUUGUAAUAUUGGCAUGGUAACAGAUGUGGGGGAAGUGAGUCCCCGUCAGAGUCCUCUCCUAAUAUAUCAUCAAUGGAAAUUUAAGCUUUAUCGCCUCAUGGGCCCCUUCCUAGGAAGGCGACUUCAGACCAAUCGACUCGACACAGUCAAAGUUGUUCAUGAUCGGCUAGUCACAUGGGAGAGAGAACUACCCGAUAGCCUACGUCUGGAAACAUAUAAGGAAGAUGAUAACUCGGGACAUCCACCUUUAAUACAGCUGGCAGCGCUCGCUCUUCAGUUAACCUACGAUAAUCUUCGCAUCAUUCUUCAUCGCAGUGUUGCAUUUGGCGAUAUUGGCCCUGAGCUCGGCGUAAGCGGAAGGAUAGCCGGGAGCGAAGGCCCUGCCUUCUCUCGUCAACAGCUGCUAGAGGCUUCGUUACGAACAUCGGAACUUUAUCGAUAUUCUCAUCUUCUAAAGGCCUCUCGUAGGACACACGCCGUAAUGCAUAUUGGGAUAUGCCUGUUUACAUCCGGCGUUGUCCUCUGUGCACUCUCCCUCAUGGAACCGUUGUCCAUCACGAGUCAGAAGGCAAAAGCAGGCAUCAUGCAGAUCAUCCGGCUACAGAAGGAAAGAGUAUCGAACCACCAUGUCCUGUCACUUCAAAGCGUCAGAAUACUCGAGGAUUUGGUUAAUGUUGUCAUGCAAGCCGAACAACGGAUAAUUCUGGGUGACCCUACCCCCGCGUCUAUCUCUAAACCGAGAAACCGUGAAAAGCACGUUGAUAAUGGGUAUACCGACUUCAGUCAAACUCAGGCAAAUGCGGGUGUUGGCUCUAGUACUGCGGUGACUGCCCAAACGUCUCUUACGCCUCUUCAAGAAGUGUUUGCUAACCACACACAACCGCCUUCGAGCCAAAUGGAAGUUCCCACUUCUGGGACUUCUUCUUCCACCUGGCAGGACGCAGGAGGGCUGGGUCCUACGGACUCAGCUUUGGAUUCGUCCGCCGGAUUCUCCUGGGAUGGAAAUAUUUCUUCAUUAGUCGACUCUGGACUUGCUGACGCCAGCCAACUGUGGCUCUGGUCGGAUAAUCUCGGCUAUCAGUCAUUUGCUGAACUUAGUGACAUACUACACUGA
This is a messenger RNA of Aspergillus nomiae NRRL 13137, 2133 nucleotides long. Its product is annotated as Zn(II)2Cys6 transcription factor. Bases 1 to 2133 code for a protein of 710 amino acids. The transcript is spliced from 5 exons. The record is from RefSeq and is a predicted model, not a curated record. Lineage: Eukaryota; Fungi; Ascomycota; Eurotiomycetes; Eurotiales; Aspergillaceae. Gene Ontology annotation, molecular function: DNA binding; DNA-binding transcription factor activity, RNA polymerase II-specific; zinc ion binding. Gene Ontology annotation, biological process: regulation of DNA-templated transcription; DNA-templated transcription.